Molecule: messenger RNA, 5222 nt
Organism: Leptidea sinapis
Lineage: Eukaryota; Metazoa; Arthropoda; Insecta; Lepidoptera; Pieridae
Product: aminopeptidase N-like
Exons: 14
Coding region: 54-3014 (986 amino acids)
Biological process (GO): proteolysis; peptide catabolic process
Cellular component (GO): cytoplasm
Molecular function (GO): metalloaminopeptidase activity; peptide binding; zinc ion binding
Source: RefSeq, a predicted model, not a curated record
UGUGAUCGCUGGUAUGAUCUUUAAGACAGAAUUUUCAUUUGAGUGAGAAUAAAAUGGGGGUUCAUAAUAUUAUAUGUGUGCUUCUUGCUAUUGUUGUAUCUAUAACAUCAUUACCAUUAAGAACUCAAAUAGAAACAGUGACGGAAUUAAGUGAUUCACUAAAAGUGAUACAUUUAGAAGAAACAAUUAAUAACAAACCAGAUGAUAAUAAAUCAAAACUACAUAGUGACUUACAACAUGAAGAAAAUCAUAAUAUAUCUGAUGAAAUACUCGUUUCAAGAAAUCUACAACGAAACAACAUAAGACCAGGAAUGACAAUUUUUAGUAAUGAGAUAACAUUAACGCCUGAUUUGAAUGCAGGAACAUUUACUGGCGUUGCUGAAAUAGAUGUGAGACUAUCCAGCGAUACAUCCGAAGAUGAAGUCGUUUUUAGUUUUGAUGGUCUAAAUGUAGAUUCAAUUUUACAAUCAGUUGGUGGAGGAACAACGUACGAACAACCAGCUGGGUUCGACACUGAAGAUGGCUUGUUGACCAUUUUUACGGGUAGAAAUUCUGUACGAUUUAAUUUUAUUAUAAACUAUUCCGGCUCCUUAGAUUCAUGGGGAAAUGGAUUAUAUCGUGGAAAUUAUGGAACUGACACCUACUUAGCCAUGAAUUUACAUCCAACAAAUGCACGGCGCGUAUUCCCGUGCUUUGAUGACAUCACAGUUCCUGCAAAUACAUUUUCUUUAAAUGUAGCUGGUCUCAAUUACCAAAAUAUGGCAUCAAAUACUGCGGUGCAAUCAGUUGAAGAUGGCGUGACAAAAUUUACACCGAUGAUUAAUUCAUUCCCCUAUCUUUGGGGUCUCGUUGCUCAUAAUAUGAAUGCAGUCAGUAUUCAAUUCCAAAAUGUUAUAUUUUAUGUCCGACAAGGGGUAAUGAAUCAAGAUGCCCUCUCAAGUUCAGCAAUAAACAGCUUCUUCAGCACUUUAACUGAAUGGACGAAAAAGCCGUAUGAAGAGAUAUUUAAUGGUCAAGAAGAAAGACUGCACAUAUUGGCAGUACCCGAUGUGGAUCGGGAUUGGUACGCACUAUCGACUAUCUCCAUUUGGGAACCAUACGUCUUGAUGGAACUUGGAAGUCCCGCUUCUCAGAGAAAAACAGGUUUGAUGAAACUGGCUCAGGCCUUGGCAAGACGUUGGUUUGGAUAUGUAUUGAUGCCGGAGUCCUGGAAUAGUCAAUGGGUCAUUUCUGGACUUGGUACCACAGCUGCCUUUGAAGCAUUCAGAAUUUUUCAAACUGAUCCGAGUGGGGCUGAUGUGACUUUGUUAGACGCAGAUGCAAUAUUUCUAAGUGAUAUAAUACAAGAAAGUUUAUAUAUGGAUGGAUAUCCAACUAUUAAUCCAAUUCUGACAAGCGAAGAAGACUUCGAAGAAGAUUGGGUCAGAAGUCACGUAAACGGACCAUUAAGAUUCAAAGCUCCUGCAAUAAUAAGAAUGUUACAGUUAACAAUGUCAACAACAACUGACUAUAUUCAGCAAAGUGCAGCUCAGAUGCUUAGUACCAACUCAUUAGAAAUUGUAAGUUCUUCGGCGUUUUACUCUGCCCUCGAAGGUGCAUAUGGACAAGAACCAAAUAGAUUGAUUGGUGAUAUAGCCGACUUUUUAUCACCAUGGAUUGAGAACUCUCACUAUCCAAUGGUCAGAGUAACCAUAGAUAGAACAAUUAUUAGUUUGUCCCAGGUGCGUUUUUCGUUUGCCGCCGUGUCAGAUAUAGCUUAUCCGAUACCUAUCACGUAUACGACCAGUAUAAACCCCAAUUUUGACAACUUACGUCCCGAGCUUAUAAUGGAAAAUAGCCACCAGAUUAUCAACCCUGGUCUGAGCACCGAGGAAGGUGAAGAAGACUGGAUUAUUUUCAAUAUUCAAGGCCAAGGCUACUACCGUGUUAAUUAUCCGACGGAAAUGUGGGAAGUAUUUGCUCAAGUAUUGGCUGACCCUGAGAGAAGAGCUGCUAUACAUCCUUUAAAUCGAGCUACUCUUAUCGAUGAUGCAUUGAACCUUGCACGUGGUGGGCACAUAGGUUAUGAGGUCGCUAUGCCAAUUGUGCUUGGUAUGGAGCUUGAAACCGAAUAUGUCGUGUGGAAGGCCUUUGUCCGCAACAUGGAAUUCCUAAAGAGAUUCCUAUUAGCACUUGUUGAAGAGGAUGAAGACUUGGAUCCAGAUAUAUACCUGAGAAUGAUUCGCAGAACGGUAGUAGGCCUUGAGCAAGAAUUGACCUUCACUCCAGAGCUGAAUGUGAAUGAACCAGCUAUGACGUCACUGGUGCGAGGUCUGGUCAUGGACCACGCUUGUAGGAGCAACUAUGACCCUUGCAUUGCAGCCGCUGUUGAUUGGUUCCGUGAUCCCAACGACAAUACAAUCGUGAACCCUAACAUCCCAGCUGACCUAAGACCAGCAGUAUACUGCACCAGCGUCAUGAUAGGUGGCGAAGAAGAGAGGGAACUACUUUUCAACCGCUUGAGUUUAAUCACAAAUGGCUACGAGCGCUUGGUCAUUCUGGAGUCUUUGGCCUGUUCUCAAGAUACGGGCUUCAUCCUAACUUACCUCCAGGAGACCCUAGGAGAUACGUAUUUUGUUGAAGAAAGAUCGAGAAUUUUCAAGGCAGUGGUCCAGUCCAGCCGACAGAACUUGGCAACAGCCUUACAGUUUAUAUCCAUAAAUACAAAUAACAUCCGACAAGCGUAUGGUGGUAGUGACAAAUUGGAGGAUAUAAUCGCCGUAUUGGCUGGAAACAUUCCCGAUGAAGAUUUAACGAGAAACUUCGUGGAGUGGGUUAACAAUAGGAAUAACGAAUUAGACGACUCAAUACUAUCUGCCGAGAGAGCAAGGGACCGAGUGAUUCAGGAUAAUAUUUGGCGUAUGACGAACUUGCAGGAUCUUUACGAAUGGAUUGACGAAAAUGACGCCCCAACCCUAAUGAUAUCUAUGUUUUUAAUUAGUGUAUCAUUAUUUAUAGCUUUGUUUAACCAUUAAGAAAUAUUUUAUUAUUAGAAUCAAUGACGUUCUAUACAUAAUGUCAUUGAUUAGAAUAUUAUUUUUGGAUUUUAAAUAGAUUUAAGUUCAUUUAUUACUAUAGUUUAUCAGUGACAUGAUAUCGUUUAUUGGAAUCGCUGUACAAGUAGGGAGUUAUAGGCUGACUUUUUAUCUGAGUCUUCGCCUGCGGGGUACAGGGGCGCGGGGGUUGACGACAAGGGGACUGAGACAGGUGCGGGCGGCGGGGGCGCUUAGUGAAAUGAGCGAUUACAAAAAUUCGCCCGCCGCCCGAACCUGGAGUUCUUCUCGCAAAAUCGACAACGAUACAUUCAGAACGAUACGAUAAUACUCCGAAUAUAUCGCAACUACCCUACUCUAACAAAUGUUCGAAUUCCUUAUCGUUUAUCGUUACCAUAGAUUUUGAUUUUUUUACGAUGUUAGUGUGAAUGUAAUAUGUUCAAACCUAAACAUUAUCUGUGCUUUGUCGCUGUGAAGUGUCAAAAGUCAAAACAUAGUUUAGGCGCUAAGGACCAUGCCAGACUCUGCACCACCAAUUUGGUAUCAUUUACACAUAAUGUAAAUGUUAAAAAAAUAUGUAAUGAAUAUAAUAUGACUAUUUUAAAUUGAAUAAAUAAUACAAAACUCGCGGAUAAUAAAAUGUAAAAAAAAGUAACUCAACCCUUCUCGUCGACUUCCUAUUUCUCAGGCGGCCAUUUGCAUUAUUUCUACGCAUAAACGAUCAACAAAAUGACUUAAAUGACUUAGUAGUAAAAAAAUCCUGUUGAAUAGUAAAUCACAUAUAAUUAUUUCAAUAAUAUUUAUUAAGUAUGUAUUUUGUAUGGCAAAUAUAUCUAUACAACUUGAAACGAUAAUAGCAACGACAGCCUAGAUGGUGUCGUUGAGAUUAUCGUAAAAGUGACGUUUGAUUAUUUGUGAAAUUCGAAUAUUCGUCUCUGACAUUUUCAACUAAGAGUAGGGUUAGGACCGAUAAUAUCGAAUAAUGUUUCGUUCGUUCAAUCAUCGUUUUGACAUUGAAUACGACGUAACUAAGAGUAGGAUUCGACACGACUAAUGCCACGAUUUAUCGAAUAUCGAUUUUAGGAGUAGGCCCCCUGUCUCAGUCCACUUUGUCAUCAUACCCCCGCGCCCCUGUACCCCGCAGGCGCGGAAUCAGAUAAACGGUUGGCCUAUAAGUUGAGUAAAGUAUUAUUAAGUAGUUUUUAUAUUAUUUAGGAUAAUUAUUAUAAAAUGUAGUCGUUACUAUGUAGCUAUAUAAAGCUUAAAUUUAUCUCUAUUCUUAAUUUAAUGAUUAUUUAACGUUUGAAUUUGCGGGAAACUCAGUACUAUUAUCCUUGAUAGUUUUUGAAGUUUCAUAGGUCAGUGUUUUGAGGCAAGCGAAGAGAAAAUUAAGUAUUUACAAUAUAACCGCUGACUAAAUGUAUGUACCGUAACUAUUUGCUUAAAAAGUUAUUUUUGGAAGGAAGCUUUCAAAGUGGCAUGUCUGUUAAUAUUGUUUUAGGAUGACCCAGAGCAUUUUGACAACUUAUUACAAGAAAUGUAAUAUUUUAAUUUCCUGUUUCGCUUGAAGCGGAAUAAAGUAUGCUUAAAUAAUAUAAGUAUGCUAUGGAUGGUCACGCUACAUUACUUUUCUAGUAAUGAAUUAUGUUUGAUGGACUAUUUUGUAUUUUUAUUGACUUUUUUGUAACGAAUAGUAUUAAGUCUUAUAUUGUUUAAAGAUAACAUUAUAAUAAUUUUCGAAUAUUAACCACGUCAGUAUUGCACAAAGUGAAUGCUAGUAUUAAAAGUUUGUUGUAUUAAAAAUGUAUGUUAGUAAGCUUAUAGAAAAUAAGAAUUUAUAAUUUAAUAUUUUAAUUAAUAUGUUAAAAAGUUUUCUAAAAUUUGAUAGCAUUAAUUAUUAAUUUAAUUAAUUAAUAAUAUAAAACUUAAUGCAUUUUCACUCGUAGUUGUAUAUUAUUAAUGUAGAUAAGAUUAAAACUAGUUAUAUAUAAUAAAAACAUUAUUCAAUUAUUUGGGAAGAAGUGCUAAAUAUAUAACAAAUGCGUCCUCUUGUUAUAUAUUUAGUUUAAUUUAAUUUAAGUUUAUUUUAUUAAUUAUAACACAUUUUAAAAGUUUUCACUGUUUAUUGCUUUAUUUGCCUCGCUUGUGCGAAAUAAAUUAAACGCAUAUUUAUUUAAAUAAAUAUUUUAU